AUGGCCCCCUUGGCUCACACCCUGGCACUGCUGGCAAUGACCGUGGCCACUGCGGCCAUCAAGGUGGUGCCCCUGGACAUGGCCCAGAACUCCUUUGAUGACCAGUACCUCAACUGUGGCCCUGCCAUGACUGAGGCCUUGCCGGCCCUCAAUGGCUCUGAGUUCCAGGAGAACAAGGAGUUUUCCCAGGCCUGGGUGAAGGCCAGGGCCGAGUGGCAGAAGCGGGGCUCCUCUUCAUCCCCUCUGUCCCCAGCCCAGGCCAUCGCCCUCAUGGCCUACACGAUGGGGGACGUGCACAAGCAGCUCAACCCAGCCAUGCGCAAGGCUGGGCGCUCCCGCCAGGAGUACCGGGACAACUUCCACUUCAAAACGCUGCAUUUCCUGCUGACCCAGGCCCUCCAGAGACUGAGACGCCCUCACGAGUGUCCAGAUGUGUUCCGUGGGGUGGGGACGGUCCAGUUCAAUGUGACACCUGGCGAUAAAGUCCGCUUUGGUCAAUUUGCUUCAUCGUUGCUGAACAAAACGGUGGCCCAGGGUUAUGGGAACAUCACAAUGUUUGAGGUGCACACGUGCCACGGUGCCAACAUCCAGAAAUUUUCCUUCAAUCAAAGCGAGAAGGAGGUGCUGAUCCCACCCUUCGAGACCUUUGUGGUCACCAAAGUCACCAGGGAAGGGAAGAAGGUGCAGAUUGAGCUUUGCUCCACCAGGAACUCCAGCAACUACAACUGCGAGUGGCUCCAGGACAGUGCAGGAGAGCAGAGAUUGGGCAGUGCCUGGGGCUGCUUGGGCACUUGGCAACAGGGGGGCUUGGGAGCGUCAAUGUCACAGCCACCUCCUAAAGCUCCUUGGCUGUUUCACCUGAUGUAG
Molecule: messenger RNA, 867 nt
Organism: Melozone crissalis (California towhee)
Lineage: Eukaryota; Metazoa; Chordata; Aves; Passeriformes; Passerellidae
Product: GPI-linked NAD(P)(+)--arginine ADP-ribosyltransferase 1-like
Exons: 2
Coding region: 1-867 (288 amino acids)
Molecular function (GO): NAD+ poly-ADP-ribosyltransferase activity; NAD+-protein-arginine ADP-ribosyltransferase activity
Source: RefSeq, a predicted model, not a curated record